AUGACCGUCUACAACCUCCCCUUCCCCCUCAACGCCGACAUGACGCUCGGAGCUUCCACAACGGAGCAUGUUGAGAGCUGCAAGAGCACCACAGUUGGCCCGAUGCCACCCUUGGAUUUUCUCGACCGGUUCCUCCCUGUCAGAGGCACCCCGAAGGACCACUCUAUGCAUCGUCUGCCCAGCACGGACGCGUUCAAGAGUGUGCCUCGGGUUGCCGCCACUGCCGAAGGCAUCUCUUCACCACUUAUCGCCGCUCUGAAUGAGUGCACGCCCGACAAGUUUCGAUGCCCUGGCUUUGUGUUCGACUCUACGGCCACUCGCUCCCCUCCCGACCACCCGAACCCGCAUAUAUGCUGCUAUAAGCCCCACAAUCUGGAUGCUGCGAAGAGGUCCCAGUACUACGAUCUCGCAUACGCCGAGUUCUUCAUCAACGUAUCCCCCGAUCCCUUAUUGGACUUCUUUGACGAUCCUCUGGACACGGCAGACCGUGCCACCCACGAACUGCUCUCUCGGUUUUCGAAGAAAAGUUCGCAAGCACUCGUGGAGGAACACUUCGGUCAGCACCUCGUGUACGUCGUCGAGGUCCUCUCCCGCCAGUCCCGCAACUUUCUCUUCACUGUCGACAUGCACGGCUCCAUGGCUCGCUUCCUCCGCUGGGACCGCUCGGGGUGUGUGGUCUCCGAGUCGUUCGACGUAUGUGCCGAUCCCGAAUAUCUCUGCGAUUUCCUGUGGCGUUUCUCGAAAACCAACGACGCCGGUCGCGGGCACGACCCGUCGGUGGAGCAUGCAACGCCAGUGGAGGAAAGAGCCUUCCGCAACGCCGUUCGCGCAUACGCGAGGACCCAACUUAGCCCCGACGAAGACCUGGAACAGGAAGUGCGUCUGCACUAUGCUCCAGGGCGGGUGUUCGCAGUUCAGAUCCUGUCCCAGGGCAAGACCGCACGCGAGGAGAACUGGCGAAGGUUCUUGUUCUCCCGCCCGGUCGCGUCGCCGGGUGCGCUGCUUCGGAACGCCACGCGUGGCUAUUGGGCCGUCGAUGCGUCAACGGGCAGGUGUUCUUCCUCAAAGACGGCUGGCGCUACAGCGGAGGCGAGUUCGAGCUGGAGGGAGAGGUCCUGCUGGGUUGCACCAGGCUGGCGUGCGGAAUGUACCGACCUUGGAAUGGCACGGAGACGUGUCGUGCUUGGAACACCCGUCGAGCUCGCGUCGGCCGCUGCACUUGUUGAUGCAAGCAAUCGCCCAGAUUGGGCUUGUCUCGUCAAUGGUCAGAUCGCCAAGCUGUGGUGUAGAAAACAUUAUCGGUUGGUACUAAGCACGGUCGGACGGUCGUUCACGACUCUGCGGGAUACAAAGGAGUUACUGCACUCGUGUUAUGACGCAUUUAUCGCUAUGCGAGACGCAUUCAAGAAGAACAGACGCCUGCACCGGGAUAUCAGCAUUGGAAAUAUAGUUCUCGUGCAGGAGCCUGACAGUGAGGUCCGGAAAGGAUACCUCAUCGACUGGGAAACGUCAUCCAAGGUUGACUCAAAGGGCAACGCGACGCAACGCGGCCGAGCACCGCACAACCUCACCGUGGCCGAGCUUACAAAGCGUUGGAAGAUAUUCUCCCACAAAGAUUACGCACCUAACGGCAAGGCCUACGGCGGUGUAUACAAGCUCGAGAACGCCAAGAGCCGCAAGCACACUCGCGACAUUGUGUUCGGCAGCCCUGCUCUCAGCGAAUGGCUGGACACCAUGAUGGCGUUCCAUUCCCCUCUGAAGACGCACGGCGACGAGUUCAGGGGGAAGUGGACGGGCUGGGAGGUCGAGAAGUUCUGGAAGCGGUUCCUGCGCACCCACACGCUCGAGACGUCGAACCGCCCACGCCACUCCUCCAAAAGACUAGAGAGCGCGUCGAAGAGCUCGAAGAUCCCGUCUGCGCACGCCUCGCAGGCGCAGACGGGACGCGAGGCCACGGUGCAACGCGGCCCGCGGGACGAAUUACCGUCGUCAGCGACGCCGAAGCGUGGACGCCUUCCUUCUCCUGACCCGCGGCCCGCUCAGAAGAAGCGACGGGUGGGGGCGACCGAGCCGGCUGCCCCGGUGCCGCGUCGCAGCGCCCGGAUCCUGGGAUCUCAGGAGCAGGCAAACCCGCGUCUUCCGCCCAUCGUCAUCCCGUCGCCGACGGACAUCAGGAGAAGCAAAGCCGCGCCUGUGCUCGAUGGCUCACGGCCGCGGGGGCGACGUCGAAGUCCGUGA
Molecule: messenger RNA, 2238 nt
Organism: Epithele typhae
Lineage: Eukaryota; Fungi; Basidiomycota; Agaricomycetes; Polyporales; Epitheliaceae
Exons: 5
Coding region: 1-2238 (745 amino acids)
Source: RefSeq, a predicted model, not a curated record